Molecule: messenger RNA, 1047 nt
Organism: Malassezia japonica
Lineage: Eukaryota; Fungi; Basidiomycota; Malasseziomycetes; Malasseziales; Malasseziaceae
Gene: DPH5
Product: diphthine methyl ester synthase
Exons: 3
Coding region: 1-1047 (348 amino acids)
Biological process (GO): protein histidyl modification to diphthamide
Molecular function (GO): diphthine synthase activity
Source: RefSeq, a predicted model, not a curated record
AUGGUGCUUUUUCUGAUCGGCCUGGGCCUGGCGGAUGAGCAGGACAUUACGUUGAAAGGACUGCGUGCGGUGCAGUCGUGCAGCCGCGUGUACCUCGAGUCGUACACGAGCAUACUCUUUGUCGAUGACUUUAAAGCGCGCAUGGAAAAACUCUACGAAAAAGAAGUGACGCUCGCGCACCGCGAGACGGUGGAGCUCGAGGCGGACGAUAUCCUGCUUGCGGCGCACACGGGCAACGUCGCGUUCCUGGUCGUCGGCGACCCGCUGUCGGCGACGACGCACUCGGACCUGAUUAUGCGCGCACGCACGUUCCAGGCGCCGGGCGCGAGCGCGCCGACGCCGGUCGACGUCCGCAUCAUCCACAAUGCGUCGAUCACCACCGCGCUCGGCUCGAGCGGCCUCGCUGGCUACAACUUUGGCCAGACGAUCAGUGUACCGUUCUGGACCGAGGACUGGCACCCGGACUCGUGGCUCGAGCGCAUCGGUGAGAACAUGGGGCUUGGCCUGCACACGCUGUGCCUGAGCGACAUCAAGGUGCGCGAGCAGAGCAUCGAAGACAUGAGCCGGGGCAUCGUCCGCUACCAGCCGCCGCGGUAUAUGCUGAUUCCCCAGCUGAUUCGGCAGGUGCUCGCCGCAGCUAAAGAGCACAAAGUCGACUACCUCGACCCCGACCGCACGCUUGCCGUGGCGCUCUGCCGCAUGGGCGCAGACGCCGAAGGCGGGCGCCGCGGCGAGCUCAUCGUCGCCGGCACCCUCGCCGAGCUCCUCUCGUACACCGAGCCGACCGCCGAGGAGCGGGCGGCCGACGAAAAGGAGGACGACGCGUACGAGGAGGAGAACCCCACCGCCAGCGAGAAGGAGAUGGAUGAGCGCCGCGAGGCGCGUGCGGUGCGCCGCGCAAUUGCGUUCUGGGGCGAGCCGCUGCACACGCUCAUCCUCGUCGGCAAGCGUCUGCACCCGAUGGAGGUCGCCUACGGCCAGACACUCACGCGCCCGGGCUCGCGCUGGGCCCAGGUCGCUGCCGAGGACUAUGAGGUGCAUAACUAG